Molecule: messenger RNA, 1687 nt
Organism: Dendrobium catenatum
Lineage: Eukaryota; Viridiplantae; Streptophyta; Magnoliopsida; Asparagales; Orchidaceae
Product: inositol-tetrakisphosphate 1-kinase 5
Exons: 1
Coding region: 154-1236 (360 amino acids)
Biological process (GO): inositol trisphosphate metabolic process
Cellular component (GO): cytoplasm
Molecular function (GO): inositol-1,3,4-trisphosphate 5-kinase activity; inositol-3,4,5,6-tetrakisphosphate 1-kinase activity; magnesium ion binding
Source: RefSeq, a predicted model, not a curated record
CGGUGCGUUGAUUCUCGUUUUAUUCGCUCGGAUACGCUGAGCUCGCGAGCGAGAGAGGAAAUCCCCAAUCUCCUCUUCUCUCUCUAUGUUUCUAACCUGGUAUACCCUAACUCAAGAAUCUGACUCUAUAUAAUUGCCGGUUUGGCGUCGUUAAUGACAUUCUUCUUGCAGGCUAUUGGAGAUCGAGGUGGAAUUUGCCUGUCUUCUUUGGAUCUUGAGCUUUCGAUGGCGGAGUCCCGGAGAUUUAGCAUAGGCUACGCGCUUGCCACCAAGAAGAGGCAAAGCUUCAUCCAGCCUUCGCUCGUGAACCUUGCCAGGGAGCGUGGGGUUGAUCUCGUACCCAUCGAUACCGAUCGCCCCCUCUUGGUGCAGGGACCUUUCGAUUGCGUGAUCCAUAAACUCUAUGGCGAUGAUUGGCGGGUACAACUUAGGGAUUACGCUGAGAAGAAUCCUUGUGUUCCCAUUAUCGACCAGCCGGACGCCAUCGAACGGCUCCAUAACCGAAUCUCGAUGCUCCAGGUUGUUUCUGAGCUGGAGAUUCCACAGGAGAAGGAGACCUUCGGAAUUCCGAGCCAGAUCGUUGUCUACGACUCUGUUUCUCUCUCUGAUUCAGAAGCCGUGGGUGCCUUGAGGUUUCCUGUCAUCGCUAAGCCAUUGGUGGCUGAUGGUAGCGCCAAAUCCCAUAAGAUGUCUCUGGUGUACAACCGCGAGGGGCUUCUGAAGCUGAAGCCGCCUCUUGUUCUUCAGGAAUUUGUGAACCACGGCGGGGUCAUCUUCAAAGUUUACGUAGUCGGAGAUUAUGUUACGUGCGUGAAGCGGAAGUCUCUUCCGGAUGUUUCUUUGGAGAAGUUGGAUAGCGCUGAGGGUUCACUGUCAUUUUCUCAGGUAUCGAACCUGACGAUGCAGGACAGGACCCAGAAGGAAUAUUAUGAAAGCAUGCAACUAGAUGCUGAGAUGCCGCCCCUCAGCUUUCUGACGGGUAUUGCAAGAGGUUUGAGGCGGGCGAUGAGAUUGAAUCUUUUCAAUUUUGACGUCAUAAGAGAUUCCAAAUCUGGAAACCAUUACUUCGUGAUUGACAUAAACUACUUCCCUGGCUAUGCGAAAAUGCCAUCUUAUGAGACAGUCUUGACAGAUUUCUUUUGUAAACUCGUUGAGAAGAAGACUAAAGAAGAUGAUGUUGAUUUCUCUGUUGGUGGCCAUGACAAUGAGGCCAGGCUUAGUAGCAGUAAUAAUUGAGGAGGCACUGAGGGGACCAAGAACAAGGGUUGAGGUCUGGAGAAAGCCUACAGGCUUCUGCUAUGCUUUUUCUCUUAAACUUCGAAGGUAUAUUUUGCAAUAUAUUGAAGAUAAGAUGACAAGAAUUCUGCAUGUUCUUGGAGUUUUCGUUCCUGACUGAUUACAUAGGUUAGUUGGUAUGGUGUUGUUUCCUUCUUGAUAACCGCAUUUGGUGUCAUGAGGAGAAAUACACAUCCUACCAUGCUGAUGAUAGGUUCUUUUUCCUUGAUUUUAGGUUACUUAAAUUCUUGGCAUGCUUGGCGGAUUCAGUCUGUAGGAUAUGCAUUACAUGCUUGAAAAUGUUCUAAUCACUGCCUACAUGGCAUUUCAAAUGCAUGUUUUUUUUUUGUUACAUUUACAGUUACCGCCAAAUCGCAUUCAAGGCUAAUGGAUUGAAUCAUUUUUUUGUUAA